UUGGGAGUCGCGGGCGCUCUUGUCCGAAAGACACUCCUUGCAAGAGAACAUGACUUCCCAGUGAUACAGGAAGAGAGGGAGUCUGGUUCCCAGGGUAGAAGUGGCAACCAGAGUGAGCCAGUUCGUUGAAGAAAAUGAUGGCUGCAGCAAGGAGUCCCCAGGCACACUCAUCCUCAAACAAGGACUCCACACAGGGCCAGAAAUCAGCCAUUCAGGGCAACAGCCCUGACUCUGAGGCCUCCCGCCAGCGCUUCAGGCAGUUCUGCUACCAGGAGGUAGCUGGCCCCCAUGAAGCUUUUAGCAGACUCUGGGAACUCUGUUGUCAGUGGCUGAGGCCUAAGACACACUCCAAAGAGCAAAUCCUGGAGCUGCUGGUUUUGGAGCAAUUUCUGACUAUCUUGCCAGAGGAGAUCCAGACCUGGGUGAGGGAGCAGUGUCCGGAAAACGGUGAGAAAGCUGUGGCUCUGGUUGAGGAUGUACAAAGAGCUCCUGAACAGGUCUCAGGUUCUGAGAAGGACUUGAAAGUGCUCGUGGAGGAGGUGGCCCCUUGGGGAGCAGCCAGAGAGUCACUGAGAUCCCAGUGGAAACAGGCGGUUCAGCCAGAGGAGCGGACUCUGAAGGGAUCACAGAGCUCACAGCAAAGUCCAGGGGAGCAGUCAGAAGCCUGGCUUGCUCCUCAAGUUCCUAGGAAUCUGCCCCAAAAGAAGGGUCUUCGAGCCCAGGAGACAGGUACCAUAGUCUGGACAGCUGGGUCCCAGGGACCAGCCACGUGCAAGGACAGAGCCAUAUCUCUCUGUCAGCAAGAGUGGGUGCACGCUGGCCCUGCACAGAGGGUGCUCCACAGGGGUGCUGCACAGGAGCACGGACAUGUCUCGCUGGCAACAGGUGUGCACUGGGGCUAUGAAGAGACCAAGACACUCCUGGCCAUUCUCAGUAGUUCUCAGUUUUACGGAAAACUCCACACCCAUCAGUGGAACAGCCAGAUCUACAGGGCCAUGGCGGAAAGACUCCGGGAGCAGGGCUUUGUGCGGACCCCAGAGCAGUGUCGCAACAAGUUCAGAAGCCUACAGUCGAGUUACCGAAAAGUGAGGCAAGGCUGUGUGCCUGAGCCUUGCAUCUUCUACGAGGAAACGGAUGCUUUGUCAAGCUCCUGGGCCUCUGUACCUCCUGUGGCAAGUAAUGCUGUUCCUCGCCUAGAGGGAAGUGUCAUCGAGGCUAAAGAGUGGCAUCAGUGGAACGGGGAGCCCACAGAGGUUGUCGAAGAUGGCACUGUGGAUGGUAUAGACAGGGAUGACAAAGACUUUGGGAACCCUGGCCAGGAAGUCAGAAAACUUGACCUGCCUUCCCUGUUCCCAAACAGACUUGGUUUUGAGAGCAAGAAUGGGACUAAAAAAGAAAAUCUAAAAUGGGAUGAUUCAGAGGAAGUAGAAAUGAACAAGACUUUACACAGAAAAUCUAGUGGAGAAGUUUUUUGGCACUCUGAGCUAAAAAAAGUCUGGGAGAGUGAGCCAACGUCAAGAAGGCAAUAUAGAAAUUCUCCAGUGGAGAGUGAGGAAAAACCCCCAUCCCAGGACAAAACAAGUCACCAGAGACUUUAUACUGGAGACAAAGCCUGUACACAUUUCCUCUGUGGGAAAAACUGCUCUGUGCUCUUUCCCCACAAGCCAGCCCACGAAUCGGAAAAAGCUUCUCAGUGUCCUGAAUGUGGAAGAACCUUUAGCCGAGGUUCUUACCUUGUUCGGCAUCAGAGAAUCCACACAGGUGAGAAGCCUCACAAGUGCAGUGAAUGCGGGAAAGGCUUUAGUGAGCGCUCCAACCUCACUGCCCACCUACGAACUCACACAGGGGAGAGGCCCUACCAGUGUGGGCAGUGUGGGAAAAGCUUCAACCAGAGCUCCAGUCUCAUUGUCCACCAGAGGACCCACACGGGGGAGAAGCCUUAUCAGUGCAUUGUUUGUGGAAAGAGAUUCAACAACAGUUCCCAAUUCAGCACUCACCGGCGCAUCCACACUGGGGAGAGCCCCUACCAGUGUGCAGAGUGUGGGAAAAGCUUCAACAACAGCUCCCACUUCAGUGCCCACAGGAAAACCCACACUGGGGAAAAGCCUUACAAGUGUUCUCAAUGUGAGAAAAGCUUUACUAAGAACUCUGCCCUCACCCGCCAUCAGGCAGUACACAUAAAAGAUAACUCUCAUCAUAGGAAGGGAGAGGUGUGUUAUAAAUAUGUAGGAAACCUGAGAGAUCAGUUCCUUAGGUCAAUGUGUAUUCCUUAGAACUUCUUUCUGCUUGUGGCGAGAUCUAGUCAAUCUCUGGCUUAGUAAGUAAACUUACUGAC
Messenger RNA from Propithecus coquereli (Coquerel's sifaka), 2335 nucleotides. It is a transcript of the gene ZSCAN32, whose product is annotated as zinc finger and SCAN domain containing 32. Lineage: Eukaryota; Metazoa; Chordata; Mammalia; Primates; Indriidae. The record is from RefSeq and is a predicted model, not a curated record. Gene Ontology annotation, molecular function: RNA polymerase II cis-regulatory region sequence-specific DNA binding; DNA-binding transcription factor activity, RNA polymerase II-specific. The transcript is spliced from 8 exons. Gene Ontology annotation, biological process: regulation of transcription by RNA polymerase II. Bases 135 to 2273 code for a protein of 712 amino acids.